ACCAGUAGAAGAAGCAACGGGGCUGGGUGGGAGAAUUCUCAAGAAACCACUGCGGAGCACCAUGAAUCUCGCGUCUGGAAGCAAGCAAUCUCCAAUGCAGAAACAGCCCUGUUGCGGGUUCAUGUGGCCAGAAACUUGGCCUUCAACAUUCCCUAGCAGCGAUCCAAUGGAACCAGCUACUCAAGAUGAGAGAAACCAGCCCCCUUGUGGAUGCUGCAGGCACACACCUGGACAACCUCCAAUGCAGCAACGGCCCUGUCCUGGAUCCACCUUGCCAGGAACUUGUCUUGUGCCUCCACCAUUCCUCAAUAGCAAUCAAAUGGAACCGAGUAUUCAAGAUGAGGGAAUUAGUCCACCUUGUGGUUGCUGCAGGCGCACACCAGGACAACAACCUCCAAUGCAGCUACAGCGCAAUUCCGUUUUUGCACUGCCAACAGUGCCUCAAAUACCUUUAUUCUAUCACCAGCCUUUCUCUUCGUAUUUGUUCAUGCCUCCCCUAUCUCCAUCUGCUUGGUAUCAACCACCAGGAGCUCCAUACUAUACAAACCCAUCAGCCAUGUAUGCAACACCUUCAUUUCCCUGGAAUUGGCACCAAACACCAGGUGCUUCAUACCUAGCAAAUCCAUCAACCAUGACUCCACCACCUCCACCUAGUUGGCAUCAAGCACCGUCUUUUUCAGGUUGGGAAAACCCAUCAGGCAUGCCUCCAACACUUCCAGCCGGUUGGCAUCAGGGGUACCAGGCAACCCCACCAGCCUUGCCUCCAGCAACUUUAGCUGCUUGGUAUCAGGCGUACCAGGCAACUCCACCAGCCAUGUCUUCAGCACCUCCUGCUUCUUGGUAUCAGGCGUAUCAGGCGUACCAGGAACCCCCACCAGCCAUGCCUCCAGCACCUCCAGCUGCAUGGAACCAGGGGUACCAGGCAACCCCGCCAGCCAUGUCUCAAGCACCUCAAGCACCUCCAGCUGCAUGGCACCAGGGGUACCAGGCAACCCCACCAGCCAUGUCUCCAGCACCUCCAACUCCUUGGCAUCAGGCGUAUCAAGCAACCCCACCAGCCAUACCUCCAACACCUGUAGCGACUUGGUAUCAACCACCAUCGGCUUCUUAUCAGGAGAACCCAUCAGUCAUACCUCCGGCACCUCCAGCUGCAUGGUAUCAACUACCCUAG
This is a messenger RNA of Vitis riparia (riverbank grape), 1171 nucleotides long. Its product is annotated as extensin-like. Lineage: Eukaryota; Viridiplantae; Streptophyta; Magnoliopsida; Vitales; Vitaceae. The transcript has 2 exons. The coding region runs from base 62 to 1171 and encodes 369 amino acids. The record is from RefSeq and is a predicted model, not a curated record.